UUUAAUCCCGCGGAGCUUCGCGUCUACUCGCCUUAUUACGGUUAAGCCCUGAGGGAGGACGCGCUCGGCUCGGCUCCAGUGCGUAAAGCGGCGUGUGGCACCUUUGUUAUAGCUCAUUCAACGUGAUGUCUUUCCGCGCUGUUUCCAAAGAGGCACUGGUGGGAUCCAUCACACUGGGAGUUGUGUUUGCUGCCGGUUACUUCCUGGGGAAAAGGAGACCUUUCAGAAUGAGCAUCUCCAAAAGUCACAGCGGGGGAAAGGACAACCCACUGCUGCAGUAUGUCCUCAAUCACUCCAUGAGGGAGCAUCCAGCCCUAAAAAACCUCCGGCUGAGGACAAUGGAGGACUCUGGGAACAUCAUGAUGGUCGCCUGUGAGCAGUCACAGUUUAUGGCCAAUAUGGCAAAACUAAUAAAGACCAAGAAGGCAUUAGAGAUCGGAGUAUACACAGGUUACAACACACUCAGCAUAGCACUGACUCUGCCUGAUGAUGGAGUUAUGGUGGCGUGUGACAUCAGUGAAGAUUACACCAACAUUGGAAAAAAAUUCUGGAAAGAGGCUGGAGUCGAGAAGAAGAUUGAUCUGCGUAUACAGCCGGCCGUGAAAACUCUAGAUGAACUCCUUGACGCUGGACAGGCUGAGACAUUUGACUUUGUCUUCAUCGAUGCCGACAAAGUUAGCUAUGACACCUACUAUGAGAAGUCCCUGCAGCUGUUGAGGAAAGGAGGCAUCAUCGCCAUCGACAAUGUGCUUUGGGGCGGGAAGGUCGUGAAUCCGUCUCCUGAUGACGCAGACACUGUGGCCAUCGACAAGCUGAACAAGAAGUUGCACAGAGAUACUCGCGUCAGCCUCAGUAUGCUCACAGUGGGAGACGGGCUCACACUAGCCAUCAAACUAUAGGAUAGUUCUCUGAUAUGCUCAGUAAUUUAUAGGCUUUAGGAAGUAGGAGACACAAGGAGACAGAGUGAGAUGUCUGCUGAAUCACACUCAUGUGUUGUCUGGGCUCGUGCUACUCGAAGUUGAUCACUAAACCCUGUAUUUUUUAUUUCAAUCAGUAUUAUUGCAAGACCAUGUUCAGCGGACGUGGAUGAAUUUGAUUAAAAAAAUAAUAAACCCCA
Molecule: messenger RNA, 1117 nt
Organism: Hippoglossus stenolepis (Pacific halibut)
Lineage: Eukaryota; Metazoa; Chordata; Actinopteri; Pleuronectiformes; Pleuronectidae
Product: catechol O-methyltransferase domain-containing protein 1
Exons: 7
Coding region: 126-899 (257 amino acids)
Molecular function (GO): S-adenosylmethionine-dependent methyltransferase activity; O-methyltransferase activity
Source: RefSeq, a predicted model, not a curated record